Molecule: messenger RNA, 1470 nt
Organism: Sturnus vulgaris (Common starling)
Lineage: Eukaryota; Metazoa; Chordata; Aves; Passeriformes; Sturnidae
Gene: SLC39A3
Product: solute carrier family 39 member 3
Biological process (GO): zinc ion transmembrane transport
Cellular component (GO): plasma membrane
Molecular function (GO): zinc ion transmembrane transporter activity
Source: RefSeq, a predicted model, not a curated record
UUGGCAGGGCCGGUUUUUAACAGAAACACGGGGAUUUGGAGGCUCAUGGAUGAGGAACUCCUUUGUUUUUCCUCCCACAGAGCCCUGCCUGCUUUGUAUAAUAUUUUUAAUCGCUUGGAUGCUUCGUUAUGAGCCAGUAAUUGGAGCUGAGUUAAUCCCUUGUAGCAGCAGUUUUGGGGCUGGGGACACAGCCCAGGUGUGCAGGAGGAACAGGCAACUCCUGUGUCUGUCCAGGCUGAUGUCUCCACUCUGAGCACCUCCAGAAGGUCCCUGCAGGCUGGUGGCCAGGAUGAGGAUCGUGGUGGCCAAGGUGCUGUGCCUGCUGGGGAUCUGUGUGCUGCUGCUGGCCGGGGCCCUGCUGCCCGUCCGCCUCAUCGAGGCCGACUACGAGAAGGCCCAGCGCUCCCGCAGGGUGCUGGCCCUCUGGAAUUCCUUCGGGGGCGGAGUGUUCCUGGCCACGUGCUUCAACGCGCUGCUGCCUGCUGUCAGAGGGAAGCUCGACGAAGUCCUCAGGCAGAACAAUGUCACCACAGACUACCCAGUGGCCGAGACCAUCAUGAUGGUGGGCUUCUUCCUGUCAGUCUUCGUGGACCAGCUCUUCCUGACCUUCCAGAAGGAGAAACCCUCCUUCAUCGACCUGGAGACCUUCAACGCGGGCUCGGACGCGGGCAGCGACUCGGAGUACGAGAGUCCCUUCAUCGCCUCGCCCCGCGGGCGUGCCCUCUACGGGGAGCACGGCCCCCACCCGCACAGCCUGAGCCUCCCGGAGCUGUCGCACUGCGGCCCCCGCCGCCUGCUGGGGCUGGUCUUCGCCCUCUGCACCCACUCCAUCUUCGAGGGGCUGGCGCUGGGCCUGCAGGAGGACGGCGGCAGGGUGGUCAGUUUGUUCCUGGGAGUGGCCGUGCACGAGACGCUGGUGGCCGUGGCUUUGGGGAUCAGCAUGGCCAAGGCGGCGCUGGCGCUGAGGGACGCGGCCAAGCUGGCGGUGGCCGUGUGCCUGAUGAUCCCGCUGGGAAUUGGCAUCGGGAUGGGCAUCGAGAGCAGCAGGAAUGCCGCGGGCAGCAUCGCGUCGCUGCUGCUGCAGGGCAUCGCCGGCGGCACCUUCCUCUUCAUCACCUUCUUCGAGAUCCUGGCCAAGGAGCUGGAGGAUAAGAGCCAGCGGCUGCUCAAGGUGCUGUGCUUGGUGCUGGGCUACGCCGCGCUGGCCGGGCUGGUGCUCAUCCCGUGGUGAGCUUCCCGAAGCCAAGGGAGCACAACUCGAGCUCUCCCCUCCCACCCGCAGCGGGAGGAGCCGCCCCUUUCCCCGCUGGGACAGCCCAACCCGGGCGGUGUUUCCAUGAUGAGCUGGAGGAGGAGGAGGAGAAUCUCUUCCCGGGUGCUCAGAGUGAGGAAUAUCCCCAGGGAUUGCUCCUGCCCGAGGGGCUGCAGGGAUUAGCGGACACAAACAUUAAGGAUCCGGGUAAAAUCUGC